AUGUCAGAGGAGCAGAAUUAUUCAUAUCCAAAUAGUCCAAUUAUUAUCGUAGGAGGUGGUUUAGCGGGGAUCUCGGCAGCCCAUGAGGCCUAUUUAAGAGGCGCUAAUGUGGUGUUAAUCGAUAAACAAGGAUUCUUGAGCGGAAAUAGUGGUAAGGCGACUUCAGGAAUCAAUGGUGCUCUAACGAGGACUCAGGUAAAACUAGCCAUCAAGGACUCUGUAGAGCAAUUCUACGAGGAUACCCUUGCGACGGCAAAAGAUAGAGCAAAUCCGGAGCUAAUUAGAGUAUUAACUUAUAAUUCUGCAAGUGCAGUUCAUUGGUUGCAAGAUGUGUUUGAAUUAGACCUAUCUGUAAUUUCAAGACUAGGAGGACAUUCACAACCUAGGACUCAUAGAGGGAAGGAUGCCAAGUUUCCUGGAAUGGCAAUUACUUAUAGAUUGUUAGAAAGGCUAGAGAGUUUCAGUGAAUCUGAACCAGAUAGAAUUAAAAUCCUUAAGAACUGCCAAGUAUAUGACUUGCUUAAAGACAAUGAAGACAGUCAUCAUAUUACUGGUGUUAAGUUCAAGAAUCUUUUAGACAAAUCGAAGCACGAAGUAAAUGGCCCUGUUAUAAUGGCAACGGGUGGUUACGCUGCUGAUUUCACAAAAAACUCGCUAUUAAGAAAGUAUAGACCAGACAUCUACGAUUUGCCGUCUACUAAUGGAAGUCAUGCUACUGGAGAUGGUCAAAAAAUUAUUCUUAAAAAUCAUGGUGCAGCCAUCGAUAUGGAUAAAGUUCAAGUCCACCCUACAGGCUUAAUCGACAUCAAUGAUACUGAUACCAUUAAUGGAAAGAAACAUCCGAGAUUCCUUUUCUUGGGUGCUGAAGCGUUGAGGGGCGAAGGGGGCCUCAUUUUCAACAACAAGGGAGAACGGUUUGUAGAUGAACUUGGGACCAGAGAUUAUGUAAGUGGUGAAAUUGAAAAACAGGUAAAGGCUGGAAAUGGUCCCAUCAGACUCGUUCUUAAUGAAAGCUCGAAGAAGAAGCUUGAGUUUCAUGUCAAACAUUAUAAAUCUAGAAAUUUGAUGAAGACUGUUAAUGGAUCUGGCCUCCUCAAAGAGUUUGAUUGUUCCAAGGAAAAGUUCGAAGACCAAUUAGAGAAGUACAACAAAGCUGCUAAAAAUGAAGUGAAAGACGAAUUUGGGAAGAAAUAUUUUCCCAAUGCACCAUUUGAGUUUGAUGAAAAUGCUAAUUAUAACGUUUCUUUCAUAAGCAGAGUCGUUCAUUUUACGAUGGGAGGUGUGAAAAUAAAUGAUAAGAGCCAAGUCCUUUAUGAAGAGUCAGCUGAUAAAUUCAAACCUUUCGAAGGGUUAUACGCAGCAGGAGAACUAGCAGGGGGUGUUCAUGGUCAUAACAGAUUAGGCGGGUCCUCCUUAUUAGCAUGCGUAGUGUUUGGCAGAGUAUCGGCUGAUGAUGCUUGUAGUUUCCAUUUUCAACAAUUGCUUAAUGCAACUGGAACUGGUAAUACUGCCGCAAACAGGUUGAGCCAAAUAAAUUUUCACAUUGAUCCCCUGACCCCACAAAGACUCAUUAUUGAUUGGGGUGAGAAUACAAAUAAAUCAGGGGCAGAUUCAACUCCAGCACCUGCUUCAACUCCAGCAACCGCGAAGAAGCCUACAAAGGAGCAGGUUGGUAACUCCUCUGGUGCUGCUCAGGGUAAAUUUGAAAUCCCAACGAAAGAAUUCACUGCAGAAGAAGUGGCAAAGCAUAACAAGCCAGAUGACUGUUGGUGUAUUAUAAAGAAUGUUGUAUUAAAUUUAACACCUUUUUUAAACAAUCAUCCUGGUGGGAAAGAGUCAAUUCUUAACUACGCAGGUAGGGACGCUACCGAGAGCUUUGAAAUGUUGCAUGAAGAUAAUUUUAUCGAAAAAUAUGUGAAAACUUGUGUUUUAGGAAGACUCAAAGGAAAGACUCCAGCUUUGGAUAUGUAA
Messenger RNA from Priceomyces carsonii, 1971 nucleotides. It is a transcript of the gene OSM2, whose product is annotated as fumarate reductase. The transcript has a single exon. Lineage: Eukaryota; Fungi; Ascomycota; Pichiomycetes; Serinales; Debaryomycetaceae. The record is from RefSeq and is a predicted model, not a curated record. The coding region runs from base 1 to 1971 and encodes 656 amino acids. Gene Ontology annotation, molecular function: oxidoreductase activity; FMN binding; heme binding.